AGAGCAGCAGUCUGCUAUAUCUGUGAUCUACAAUGAAUGCCAAAUCUGCAAUCAGCAAAGAAAUUUUUGCCCCACAUGAUGAAAGGAUGCUGGGAGCUGUCCAAGUGAAAAGAAGAACAAAAAAAAAGAUUCCUUUCCUAGCUACUGGGGGUCAGGGUGAAUAUUUAACAUACAUCUGCCUGUCAGUGACGAACAAGAAACCAGCUCAAGCAUCUAUUACGAAGGUGAAGCAAUUUGAAGGCUCUACGUCUUUUGUCAGGAGAACGCAGUGGAUGCUCGAGCAGCUUCGCCAGGUCAAUGGUAUAGACCCUAAUCGGGAUUCCCCAGAAUUUGAUUUACUAUUUGAAAAUGCUUUUGACCAAUGGGUAGCAAGCACAGCUUCAGAAAAAUGCACAUUCUUUCAGGUUCUACAUCACACUUGUCAGCGAUACCUUACAGACAAGAAGCCAGAAUUUAUCAACUGCCAGUCUAAAAUUAUGGGAGGAAACAGCAUACUCCAUUCAGCAGCAGACAGUGUGACAAGUGCAGUACAGAAGGCAAGUCAGGCUUUGAACGAGCGUGGUGAAAGGCUAGGUCGAGCAGAAGAAAAGACAGAGGAGCUGAAAAACAGUGCUCAGCAGUUUGCAGAAACUGCACACAAGCUUGCCAUGAAGCACAAAUGCUGAAAUACUGCCCAAAGUGGAAAUCUUCCCGAGAGAAACUGAAAAGGCUACUUCAGCAACUUUUACAGGAGAUCCAGACUUCCGUGUGCUUUUUUCUUCCAGUUCAGUGGGGAUGCAUUCUUUCAGUUUCUGUGCAGGAAAAAGUGUUGCAUUUCUACCUUUUUGACUUACUUUUGUUCCUCUUUUGUAAUAUUGCUACACAGUCCUGCAGUACUUUCUACCUGCAUUUCAGUUGUUAGAGGGGUGAAAGCAAACAGGGGAACUGGACCAAAUGACAAGCUGAUCAGGAUUAAAAUAGUAAUAGUCUUACCCAGUUGUACAGAAAAUUAUUUAACUGGUUGUGGACAUAUGUGUGGAAAUAAAAUCCAAAGAAGGGGUAUACUUUUCUUCAUUUUAUGUAGCAUCAGCAGAAUGUGAAUGUUGGAAUUAAACACCUGGGUUGUAACUAUAGUGGAGAAUAGACUACUUUGUCCUGGGAAACAGAAAAACUCGUUUCUUCCACCCAGUGUAGGAAGUUUUGCAUGUGCUAUCACCAGCAUUUAGAAGUGCAUAUCUGAAUUUCAUAGGGAAAUCUGUUACCAGUGCUGCAUUUUGAAUAUUCCUAUUUUCCCUUCUGGAUUGGUUAUUUGAAUCGUAUAAUGAAACCUACAGAAUGUAUGCUUGAGGUUUCAAAAUUGAGGAAAAAAGUGAUUUUUACAUCUAUACACACAUCACUGUGCCUCAAACACAGUCUAGAAUUUACAAUCUGGUAUAAAAUAACAUUUCAUUUUCUUUUUACCUGUGAUUCUGUGGCUAAAGACCUAUGUAAAUGAGAAUGCAAAGGCCUGGGAAAAUGAGAAUGUACUAUUUUCCAAGUCAUCUGUUUUUCAUAAAUUCUACAGUAAGAAUUUUUGGGAACACUUCAGAAAUUUGUCUGAUUUAGAAUGACUUUUGUGUUAGCUAGUUGUCUGAUUUUUUUAAAUAGAGGCUUUCAAAAAGCAUGUCUUGGUACAUUAGAAUCAUAACUUCUAGUUUGGGUCUCAAUUUUCAAUAUAUGUUAUCGCUGGAAGGGUGACUCCCUACUUCAUUCUGUAUUCACUAUAUGCAAUAUAUGCACUGUAUUCUCUUACAAAAAUAAGUAGGUUACUCUUUUCCUUCACAGCUGUUUUCUUAAUGUUUUUAAGAUGUU
Molecule: messenger RNA, 1830 nt
Organism: Pygoscelis adeliae (Adelie penguin)
Lineage: Eukaryota; Metazoa; Chordata; Aves; Sphenisciformes; Spheniscidae
Gene: STXBP6
Product: syntaxin binding protein 6 (amisyn)
Exons: 5
Coding region: 33-665 (210 amino acids)
Biological process (GO): regulation of SNARE complex assembly; Golgi to plasma membrane transport; exocytosis
Cellular component (GO): exocyst; plasma membrane
Molecular function (GO): phosphatidylinositol-4,5-bisphosphate binding
Source: RefSeq, a predicted model, not a curated record